This is a messenger RNA of Belonocnema kinseyi, 1883 nucleotides long. RefSeq names its product 4-coumarate--CoA ligase 1-like. Lineage: Eukaryota; Metazoa; Arthropoda; Insecta; Hymenoptera; Cynipidae. Gene Ontology annotation, biological process: long-chain fatty acid metabolic process; fatty-acyl-CoA biosynthetic process. The record is from RefSeq and is a predicted model, not a curated record. Gene Ontology annotation, molecular function: long-chain fatty acid-CoA ligase activity. The transcript is spliced from 6 exons. The coding region runs from base 152 to 1768 and encodes 538 amino acids.
UUUAAAGUCAAGUAUUGAUCAGAAAGAAAUUUACCGUUGCAUAAAAACCAAAUAUUUUCUGGAAAUAAUUUUUUUUAAAUAUAUUAUAUACGUACUUAAAAAUCUAGAAAAUUCUCGUCUUGUUAUUGAAAGAGCCGAGGAGAGUUAUAAAAUGAAAAGUAAUAAAAAUAUAUUGAGUGGACCACCUUUCGCAAGGAAAUGGAAUUACAAAUCUGUUGGCGACUACUAUUUGAAAACUGUUCCACAACACGGAUCUGCAACUGCUUUGAUAAGUAUGGAAACAGGCGAGGAAUUAACUCACAAGCAGCUUCUAGAAAACAGUUUAAAACUAGCAAAAGCUCUAGAAAAACAGGGCUUAAGAUUAAAUGACCGAAUUGGAAUUUGCAGUGAGAAUAAUUUAAAUUUCGCAAUAGCAGCUUUCUCCAGCAUUUUCUUGGGCACGACAAUUUGUCCUCUGAGUCCAUUUUACACUGAAAGAGAAUUGAUUCACACGAUGAAAAUUUCCAAGCCAACAUACAUUUUCGUCUCAAUUUCGUGUUUGCCUAGAAUGAAAAAAAUUGUAAAGGAUUUGCCCUGGUCUACAAAUUUAAUUCUUCUCCAACCGAACCUUUCGAAUUCAGAAAUUCCUAAUAUUUCAGGUUUAAUUUCUAAAAUUCCAAAUUCAGAAUCGAGAAAUUUUAGACUGCCAGAAAUCGACAUAGAAAAUCACGUUUUAUUAAUUUCUGCUUCGAGUGGAACCACAGGACUUCCAAAAGGUGUGAUGUUGACUCAUAAAAAUAUUUUGACUAUGAUUCAACAGUACGAUGAAUGUAAAGUUCCUGUUACGCGAGUCAAUGGAACAAUGUUGGGACUAAUGCCAUUUUCCCACGCUUACGGAUUCUGUCUUUUAAUGACAGUUUUUGCAUUUGGAGCGACCCAAAUUAUCAUCUCUAAAUUUGAAGAAAACAUUUUCCUGAAGGCUAUUGAAAAAUAUAGGAUUCAAGUUUUGAAUUUGGCACCACCACUUUUAGUGUUUUUGGCCAAAAGUCCAAUUGUGGAUAAAUACGACUUGUCGUCUGUAACAAGAGUAUCAUCUGGAGCUGCUCCAUUGUCAGUAGAAAUUGAGGAGGCCGUAAAAAAAAGAUUCAAGCUUCCUUUUAUUCGUAAUAGUUAUGGAUUGACUGAAACAACUCUAGGUGUACUCUAUGUCCCAGACAAUUUUAAAAAGGGAAGCAUUGGAAUUCUACAUCUAGGAGUAUCAGCGAAGGUUGUGCCAUUAGAUGGGAUUUCAAAAGAAGCUUUGGGACCAAAUUGUGAAGGUGAAUUAUGUUUUAAAGGAGAUAAUAUAAUGAAAGGAUAUUGUUUGGAUGAAAAAGCAACAAAAGCUGCAAUAGACGAAGAUGGUUUUUUACAUACUGGAGAUGUUGGAUAUUAUGAUGAAGAUGGAUAUUUUUUUAUCAUUGACAGAGUAAAAGAACUUAUAAAAUACAAGGGUUUCCAAGUUCCACCAGCAGAAUUGGAAUCAAUUUUAUUAACCCAUCCAAAAAUUAGAGAUGCUGCAGUUGUUGGAUUACCAGACGAAUUUGCUGGAGAAUUGCCUCUGGCUUUUGUAGUUAAAAAAGCUGGAGUCCAAAUAAGAGCUGAAGAAAUUAUUAAAUACGUUAAUGAACGAGUUUCGCCACAAAAACGACUCAGAGGUGGAGUUCGAUUCAUCGAGGCGAUUCCCAAGAAUCCUUCCGGAAAAAUUCUUCGUAGAGAAUUGCGGAAUUUGUUAAAAUCAAAGUUAUGAAUCACUUUUCCUUUAUGCUCCCAAAUUUUUUAAUUAAAUUAAAUACUCGUACUUUUUGUUUAAUUUUAAAUUAUUAAGGAAAAGGAAUAUACUUUCUUGUUUUCCAUAUUUUAUG